Molecule: messenger RNA, 10427 nt
Organism: Scomber scombrus (Atlantic mackerel)
Lineage: Eukaryota; Metazoa; Chordata; Actinopteri; Scombriformes; Scombridae
Product: serine/threonine-protein kinase WNK2
Biological process (GO): positive regulation of sodium ion transmembrane transporter activity; negative regulation of sodium ion transport; monoatomic ion homeostasis
Cellular component (GO): cytosol; cytoplasm
Molecular function (GO): protein serine/threonine kinase activity; chloride channel inhibitor activity; ATP binding
Source: RefSeq, a predicted model, not a curated record
UUACAUCCUACACAUUAGGGAUUUUUUAAAAUUAUCACUAACUGGCUCCAUUUCUUUUUUCAGCUCUUGAUAUCGGAUGAAAUCUUGUCUCUGCCAUCCAUCCCAGUGUUGUGUUAGGGGCCUCUGCUGCCAAACUGCGUCACCGAGUGGGCACUGCAGGUAUUCAUCUCCAGUCUGCGUGUUAGGAAGUCUAGCCAUGGCACGCAUGACCUGGAAACCAAAGUGACUGAACUUUAAAAAAGAAAAGAAAAAUCACCAUGGAGCCAGAGGCCAAUUCAAACUCCGAGGCCCACCAAGGACUGAAAUAUCCCAAGUCUCAGUGUGAACUGGCUGUCAAUAUGCAUGAGGCCAUGGGUGAUGGGAAUAUCAAUCUUAUGGACUCAGUAGUGAGAGGUGGGAGCGACCCCAGUGCAGACCCUUCCUCCAGUUAUCAGAGGAAUGUUCAUCAGAGAUUCAUCAGGAGAAGUCUGUGGUUCUCGGACACAGACGAGCAGGCUUUUGAAGCACCUGAAUGUGAUAACAGGAGUAAGGUCCUAAACAUAAACCUGCGAACAAUAGUCGAUAGGACGCGGGGGACUAGUGGUGGGAUACAGGAGGGCUCCAGCACUGAAAGUCAAGGUGGGCAAAAAGACAGUGCAACAGAGAGUGCCAGUGCCGACGAAAAGGAGAAAGGUGGAGAUGCAUUAAACGUCACUUGCAACGAUGGUGGUAAAAAUGCCAUCAAGGCAGCCAGCGAGGAGAAUGAGGAGGAGGCAGAGAUGAAAGCAGUCUCGACAUCUCCGGGAGGAAGGUUUCUCAAAUUUGACAUCGAGCUGGGGAGAGGGUCCUUCAAGACGGUCUACAAGGGCCUGGAUACUGAGACCUGGGUGGAGGUUGCGUGGUGCGAGUUGCAGGAUCGCAAGCUGUCAAAAGUGGAACGCCAGCGCUUUAAGGAGGAGGCAGAGAUGUUGAAGGGUCUUCAACAUCCCAACAUUGUCCGUUUCUAUGACUUUUGGGAGUCACCCCUUAAAGGGAAGAAGUGCAUUGUUUUAGUAACGGAGCUCAUGACGUCAGGAACGCUAAAAACCUACCUGAAGCGCUUCAAGGUAAUGAAGCCCAAGGUGCUAAGAAGCUGGUGCAGACAGAUCCUGAAAGGCCUUCACUUUCUCCACACCAGGACCCCUCCCAUAAUCCAUAGGGACCUCAAAUGUGAUAACAUCUUUAUCACUGGACCUACAGGGUCGGUUAAGAUAGGGGAUCUAGGACUGGCGACACUCAAGGCGGCUUCCUUUGCUAAGAGCGUCAUAGGUACUCCAGAGUUCAUGGCUCCAGAGAUGUAUGAGGAGCACUAUGACGAGGCAGUGGAUGUCUACGCAUUUGGCAUGUGUAUGCUUGAGAUGGCCACCUCAGAAUAUCCCUACUCUGAGUGUCAGAAUGCUGCUCAGAUUUACCGCAAAGUCACUAGUGGAGUGAAGCCAGCCAGCUACAACAAGGUCAUGGAUCCUGAAAUCAAAGAGAUUAUUGGGGAGUGUAUCUGCCAAAAGAAAGAGGAGCGGUAUACCAUCAAGGAUCUGUUGAACCACGCUUUCUUUGCUGAGGACACAGGUGUGAGGGUCGAGCUCGCUGAGGAGGAUGAUGGAAAAAAGGCCUCAAUAGCCCUGAAAUUGUGGGUGGAGGACCACAAGAAGUUAAAAGGGAAGUAUAAGGAGACAGGAGCCAUCGAGUUCACGUUUGACCUGGAAAAGGAGGUUCCUGAGUUUGUUGCGCAAGAGAUGGUGGAGUCUGGCUUCUUCCAUGAGAGUGAUGCUAAGACUGUGGGAAAGUCGAUCAGGGACCGUGUGGCACUGAUCAAAUGGAGAAGAGAGAGAACAGUGUCUGCUGCAGUUCCAGUGGAUCAAGGUGAAGGGGGGCACAGGAUCCAGAUGACACCAUCUCAGGGCAUCUCUGUUGGGGCAGCACAUAUAGGACAGGCCCCUUUGCUGGAGCCAGAAGAGCCAGAGGCAGACCAGCACAACCGGCUACGUAACCUACCAGCCAGUGCCACCUCAGUGACAUCAGACAGCACACUUGACAGUGGCAUGGGCUCCACUGUGUACUCAGACUCCCACAGCAGCCAGCAGAGUGUCCUCUACCAGUCCCUGCUGGAGCCUAUCACUAUGGCAACGCAGCAGUGCCAGAGAAGUAGCCCUGUUCUGACAGAUCGACCUCACUCCUGUGAAAAGGGUAAAGUAUGGGGGGCAGCACUGAGCCCAGAGCACAGGACUCAUUUGGGAGCUGCAGCCCGGAGAGGAAGUGCUCCUGUUAUUGACACUCAAAGAUCAAACCACAUCGCUCAACUCCAUGCUCUCACUCAAUCUCAGAGAUCAAUCAGUCCCACUCCUACAGUACCAGAACACCAAUCAGAGCUCAGCCCCACUGAGCUGCACUCCGAGGCUGAGGAUGGGUUCCCCUCCCAGAGUGCUCUGGCAGUACUGCAGGUGUCCCCUGCCUUUUCACCUCCUGAGUUCCGCCGCUUUAGUGACACCAGCAUCAAGUCUUCAUCAAAGGUUAUCAGUGAGAACUUGUCACUGCCUGUGCCAAGUGGACGCAGACACUCUGACCUCAGUGGUCUUCUAAGUUUAACAUCUCAUCAUAACCAUAUGUAUAGAAACCAUGUGUGCCAGGCCUGCCUCUCUUUGCUUCUUCUGAAGUCACGAGAAGGGAGCCACCGCCAUCCUUCUGUUGUGCCAACACACCACUGUCCAUGUGACUUUAGACACCAGCUGUCCCCCGGUGGAACAAUGACCACCCCUGGUUAUGGGCGGCCGAAGGGUUCGAGUGAUUGUUCAGAUUUCUCAGUGCUGCAGAAGUCCCUGUUGAAUAUAAUCUGCCGUAAAGCAGCCCCUUGUCAUACCACACCCUCCCAAGCCUCUCUACUGCACACGUCAGCUGCCCACAAACCUGCCCGCAAUACUGGAGACAGAAACCUGAAGAGUCAUCUCCAGACUGGCAGUUCGGGUGGGGACCAAGAACACCUCCAGGACUGCAAGGAUAGAUUCUGUGCCAGAGAGCAGCAAGUUACCGGUGCUGUAGGAGUGGCCAGUUCUGCAGGUCACCAGAAUCAACCAUCUGUCCAUGGCCUGCCUUCAUCCAGCACAGCAGUGCACACACCUCUGCAGUACCUCCAGCCUGGACACAGCUACCCUGCUGCUCCAUAUCCUGGCCAGCCCAGUGCUGCAGCACCAGCUAGUCUGUGUUCAGUCAACAUCCAGCAUGCAGUCAGUGCUGCCAACUACACACCUUCAAAUGUGCAACAGACCCAAGCCACAGCAAAUAUCUCAGCAUCAGCUGUGCCACAACAUGUUGCACAGAGCUACCAAGUGCUUGGUCAUCAACAACAGCAGGCAAGCUCUUCAAUAUUUCCCUUACAAGUCCAACAACCUUGUCAGAACUGUGUGGCCCCAACUCAACAGUCACAAUCUGCAUCAGGAUAUCCUACUACAAUUCAGCAACAGACUGCUGCGGCAGCAACCAGCCUGCCAACACAGCAGCCAACACAAAGCUACCCUCUUGCAUCUGUAACCUCAACUAUGGCAUCUAUGGCCCAGUGUCACCCUGCACAAGCUCCCAGUGCACUGCAGCAGGUCCAAGCUGCAGUUAAACUGCAGAGUCAGCAGCCUGGUCCGAGCUCCUCUACACCAGCACUUUACAGCCAACAGAUACACGUUCAGCAAGAGCAUCAACAGCCCUUAAUGCAAAAUACACAAUCCAGUAUACAGCAUACACAAAAUACCGGGCAGACUUACAUUCAGCCUCAACUCCAGCAUAUCCAAGAAACUGUGCAUGUCAUACACCAACAGAUGACACAGCCUACCCUUCAGUCCUCUGGUCAGCAACAAGUACACACCCCGACUCUACAGCAUCACAGUCAGAAAGCCAUGCAGACAGCAGAUUCCCAACAGAGCCAAGAUGUAUCUCAGUCGGCAGUUCUACAGGCUCCUGCCUCUCAGUUUCAUCACACACCAACCCUAGUUGCACAAGUUGCCGCCACACAUCAGAAUUACCCCGAUGCUAGCUCUCAGAGCUAUGCACAUUCUGCCCUCAAUGUCCUGCAGCAACAGACUGCUCCAGCUCAAAGCCAGUACCUGCCCGCACAGUCUACCACUGCUCCAGCUGCUUCCCAGCAUAGCCAGGCUGCUAAUAUGACCCAACAGUUUCAACCCUAUCUUUGCGUCGCUGCUUUCCUGAAUCAGAAUAUUCCCUCUGGUCAGAGCCUUUCACAACUUGGACAAGAUGGACAGAGCAAUGUGCAAAAUCUCACCCAGUCAGCUUCAAGUGUCCCAGCCCAGGCACUACCUCUUCAACAGUCAAUGGCUCAGGCUGCUGUCCACCAGCAGCUGCAACCUCUGCAGAUUUCAACCUCGCUACCACCAACACACCCAUCCCAGCAGGUUCCUCAGCAGGCCCAGGUCAGCCAUCCAGAGCUUGUCCCUGCUGCUCAACCAGUCCAGCCUGCUCAGCUCAUCCAACCUGCAGUCUUUUCCUCGCCUGUGCAGAAUGCUUCAGACCUGGGCACAGCUGCUGUUGCCCAGCUGGAUCACAAGAACCCAUGCCAGCUGCCCCCGCAGGCCCAAAGUCAGGUUCAGAGCCAGAUUCCUGUGCUGCAACCCUCUGACUCUCAGAGAGGAUUGUCUGGGUCUGCCAGCUCCAGUCUGACUCAGCAGAAACAGCUCAGUGCUCUCGCAGGAGCUGCAGGUCAGGGUCCAACAGAGACCAACAUGGAGGAUCAAGCAGCAGAGAAACAUAGUGGAGGGCAGAGCUAUGACAGUGUCAACUCUGAUGCCACAUCAGGGAAGGAGAUGAGUGAUGGUUAUGAGGGGACACAUGGAAGUAAAGGCGAGGGGAAAGUCCGCAAACACCACCGCAGGUCAACACGCACUCGCUCUCGGCAAGAGAAGAUUAGCAGACCAAAGCUCAACAUGCUCAACGUGUGUAACACAGGGGAUAAGAUGGUAGAGUGUCAGUUGGAAACUCAUAACCAUAAGAUGGUGACUUUCAAGUUUGACCUGGAUGGAGAUGCACCUGAAGAGAUUGCUACAUACAUGGUGGAGAAUGAUUUCAUUCUGCCUGUAGAGAAAGAAGUAUUCAUUGAGCAGCUGAAGGACAUUGUGGAUAAGGCUAUGGACAUGCUGAGUGAGGACACUGAGGGAGAGAGGAACUCUGACCAGAGAGGCAGUCCCAAGCAGACUGAAGGAGCUGGCACUCUGGGAACGGAGGGAUUGAAGGCUUCUGCACCCAGUACUCCACUGGUACUGGUGUACCAGCAAAAUGUCCUCCACACUGGCAAGCGCUGGUUUAUCAUCUGCCCUGUGGCUGAGACGCCCCUGCAAGACAAAGAGAAGACUACACCUCACACCUCUGCAGCCCAGGAAUCUGAAAAGUUGGCAUCAUCAGUCAGGCACAACAGUAACACCACUGCAGUGUCAACCCAGGUCGUCUCUUUAUCUUCCCAAAGCCCGUCCUCCUCUUUGCCCCCUGCAGCUCAGACCUCAGUGCAACCUCAAGACCAAAACAUUGGCAAAGCCCACGUCCAACAGCCUGAGCCCUGUGUAAGUAAAAAUGCCCUUGCUGCUGCUGGCGUAAGCCAUCACAACUCCCCUCCUGUGGAAGAGCCUUGCAUCUCUGCUGUCUCUAUGGUAAAGGACAUACCAUGCUGUGCUAUUGUGCCACCUGUCUCUCUGGAUGUGAAUGCCAUUGAUAAGGGAGCAGCUGGUGGUUUGGCCUCUUCACAAACCAAUAAGCCCAAUCAGAAAGCCAGUCCUACUGGAGAACUACCCCCUCAACUGGCUUCCCAUCAGUCUGUGGUCCUGCAGCAGCCCUAUGCCACGUCCAUGCAGCCUGGUACAGUCACCUCCCAGCCCCAGAGUCCAGCACAUCAGAACUCCCAGUCAUCAAGCCACCAGCAGCCAGCGAGUGGAGGGACAGGGGAGUCGGACAGUGAGGGACCACGCAGGGUGGAGUUUGUUGACCGCACCAUUAAGACUUUGGAUGAGAAGCUGAGAAACCUUUUGUACCAGGAGCAUGCUCCCUCUCAGCCCUCUGGCUCUGCGUCUGACCCCCAUGCCUCCAGCACAGAGGGGGUCACCUCACCACCAGUCUCAGACGGCCAGAGCACUGAGGGAGCUCUUGCGAAAAAGAAGGGAGAGCCACUGCCGCAGAUUCCAGAGCGCACAGAUAGUGUGGGUGCACUAAGUGACUCUGCAGUGGCUGCCACCAAGAAUUUGAACAGAAAAGAUCUGACGGCUAACUCCAGUUCAUAUAGCUCCAAAAGCCGUUUUCAAAUUGUCCCCACUCCACCGGAUGUCAUCUGUCGUUUAGAGAAAAGCAAGAUGAGUCGCAGCAGCUGCACUUCCCCAGCACCCUCUAGUGGUUCUGGAGGGUCUCACAGCCAGACUCAGGGUCCAGACAGGAAAGAAAAGGGCUUUGUGGCUGCUGGCAGGUCCUCUUUGACAGCUGAAGAUGAAAAAGCAGGAACAUCCAAACCUCACAUUAGUAAUCGCUACUCUGCCCCACCUAACUUCUACCAUGCUACCCCAACUUCCAGCCCUGAUGUCACCCCACGCCGUAUCCCACGGGCCCAGACCAUUGAUUCUCCAAUGCAUUAUCAGUACCAACACUCCUCUCACCUCUCUGACUCAGCAGAUGAGGACAGCAGCAGUGUAGUCCUUCAUCCGGCCCACCCCGUUCCUCCACCUCAUGCUUUGUCUGAGCACAGUGGAAGCGACCUCAUGAAGAGGGCAGUGGCCUUCCUGCGGCGCUCUGGCCGGAGCAAAAGUGAGCAGAGCUCUGAUUCACCAAGCCGACAGCCCGUGUCAAUGAAUGGUCACGCUCCCUCCCCUUCUGCAGGACAUCCUUACUCAUCCUACAUCAGUAGUGACAAUGACUCUGAGUUUGAGGAUGCAGAUAUGAGGAAAGAACUACAGAAACUGAGAGAAAAACACAUGAAGGAGAUCUCUGAGCUGCAGGCUUACCAGAGGAAUGAGAUUGAGCGUUUGUACAAGGAACUGGGCAAAACUCUGCCCUCCAAUGUCGGACUACUUCAUGCUGCACCUCCAAGUGGCCGCAGGCGCAGGGCCAGCAAACACAAGCUAAAGGCUGGGAAACUGCUCAAUCCGAUGGUGCAGCAGCUCAGAAACAAUCUUAACACCACUGCUGCUGAGAGGAAAGGUGAGAGUGCUGCUAGUUCAUCUGGCUCUCCUGCUAAAAGUUCGGUUCUGUCAGAUGGCUCUGCCCACUCUAGUGGCAGCUCCAGCUCCAGCAGUCAGCAUGGAACCGCCCCAGAGCAGGUCCACACCCAGCAACCCUGUUCCCUGAAGGGCUCUUUUUCCUCAGACAACAUCUAUGCUGGGGGGCUACACAGUGACGGAAUGACUAACCAAGCAGGACCUGGCCAAGGGUCCACUCUGAAACGACUAUGUCUAGGCAAAGAACGCAGUAGUAGGUCGUCUAUCAGCACCACCACAGCUCAGACAGCCUCCAGUCAGACGCAGCCAUCACUCAGCACGGCCGCAGCCACGGCCACGCCCUCUCCAUCACCUCACCCACUCCCCAGGCUCGCUCAGGUCCAGACCAACAACAGCAACAACAAGAAAGGCACAUUUACUGAUGACCUUCACAAACUGGUAGACGACUGGACGAAGGAGACCGUAGCGGCGGCCCAUCAACCACGCCCCUCCCUGAACCAGAUCAAACAGCAGAGACGCCAGCAGGACCUGGAAGGCAAAGCUCCACCAGUGGGAGCAGCUACACAUGAGAUGAAAUGCCAUGUUCGUCCCGGCAAGUUCCAGCUGCCUCUUUCCUGCCCCCUGACUGCUGCUUUAAGCCCCGGUAUGCCCACAACCCUAGGUCCCAACUCCUCAGCAAUGCUCCCUCCUGGGUACCUUUUGCCAGCAGGUUCCUAUGGCAGGAUGGCUCCCAGUCCUCAUUACCCCCAGCAAUGGCCUGGCUUGCCUAGUCCUGUAGGGUCUGUGGGUCCUGUAGGCCUGCUUGGUGCUGCAAGAAUGAUGCCCUAUGCCACAAUGGCAAAUACAGGGAUCCAAGCCUACCCUCUGGCCAUGCACAACCCAGAGAAUGGCCCUUGUCCGAAAACCACUAGGACUUCUUAUUCUGCUAAUUAAAUAUCGUUGGUGUGUACGGGCCGGAAAGUCCAACUCCACUUUGUUCUGAUUCACCAGAGUCACAUAUGUACAUAAUCUGAUCUUGUAAAUAACUUGACGCAAGUGUUGAUGUCUGUAUUAACUUGUGUGUGUGUGGAUGUAUGUGUGUAUAUUAUACAGUACAUGUUCAGUAUGUAUGUCUGAAUACCUAAUGCUUUAUAGCUUUGGUCUUGACUAAACUCAGCCAUAUGAGACAUUUUGUCCGCAGUCACGAAAACAUAUUUCACCAUAUUCUUUAUUACUGCAUUUAUUUUGCCUUUCUCUACAGUUACGUACACUUUAAACACUACAUUGGAAUCCAAAAACCAGUGGCUUGAGAUACAGUAACAGGACAGUAUUUAUGACGAAAGUAUUUGAAGGAAUGUAGUGCCUUGAACAUUUUUUUUCUCUUCUGUGAAACAAAGCAUGUCUGCAUCCAAGUUAUUUUAUUUGAUGGUAGCUUGAGUGCAGUCUCCUUUUUUUUUAAUGCAUUACAGACACUUUUGUUUUUGGUUUACAUGUGAAUGCCCUUGUAGUACUGCACUAUUAACACAGUAUAUGCUCUUAUUUAAAUAAUAAAAUCAUGUUUUAACCCUUGUUUACUUUCCACCCCUGUGACAGAUGGAAUGCCAUAGUGGUGAGAUGUACCGUUGCCUUGCAGAAACAAAUGAUUAAUGUGCGACUAAUAGAGAAGGAAGAGAAAAAAAAAAAGAAAAAAAGCCAGCAGCCAAAAUCAACUCUUUCAGGUCAAAUGGUUCAGUGCGACACAGCCUCUUUUGCAUAGGACAACAGAUGUGUUGGACCGCACAUGAGUUGGCAGUGUUUUAGCCUCGUGCUAGGAAAUGCGGUGUCCAGAGCCAUGUAUACUGUACAUAGUUGUUUCUACAGUAUAUGCCUCUGGUAGUAUUCUGAUCAGAAUGUAGCAAUUAAUAUGUGAAGGCUUGAGGCUUAAAAGUGCAAUUUAACCCCUCCACAAAGCUUUGAUCGUGGCCUUGCCACAAGCCUUAUCUCUGAUGUGUGCGACAGGAGCAAGAUGAAAAGUUGAACAAAAGUUACAAAAUCACACCAAGCGACAGACAAGCAAAGGAUAAACAUUACAAAGCACCAAGCAAACUCUGAAUUCACUACUGCUAGAUGUUCUUUCAACUUGUCUGUCCUAGUACCCAGCAUACACUGUAUAUGAAAUGUUUUGUGCAAUCACCAGUUGAGUCUGACAAUUGAAAAUUAUUUUAUGUUUAAAGCUUGAUUCCCCCCUCCCCCCCAUUUUUUUUUUUUUUUGAUGCUGCUAUUAUCUGAGGUAAUUCCACUGUACAUUUAAGCAUUAUAUUCACGUUAGAUGGUACAUAAAAAUAAAAAAAACUCCUCAAAUUCAAUAAACAGAUGAGACACUCAUAAAGCAGUGUUAUUGCCUUGUUGAACUUUUGAUGUGUUUUUUCCCCAGCUUCUUUUUUUUCUUCUUUUCUUUUCAUUUUCUUAUCUGUAAUAUAUUGCAAAAUUCAAAUGAUACUUGAUGUGGGAGAUUUGCACAACUUAUAGUCUCCCAAAACUCUAACCUAUGGUAAAGAGUUUCCUACACUGUAUAUAGUGGGUUUCAUCGCCUGUACUUUUAUAUCACUGACAAGCAUGGCCAACUUUUCGUGUUCCACAAAACAAUGAUAAAACAAUAGAACUGCUAUGGUUAGAAAUUUCACAUUGCCACAACACAUUUGAAACGUUUCAGCACCCCAAUCCUGCCAAGCUGUGAAUUGUACAGUUUUUCUUGUAGUUUAUAUUUGUACAUUCGGUUUGUUUGACUGUGUAGGGGUGGUGGAGGGGUUGCUUUGAUGUAUAUUAUUCCAUCAAUUCGGUUUGAAUUGGACUUUUAUAGGAUAUUAUGCAGAUUCUUCUGCUUUGGUGAAAUACUUCCAGUAGUAAGAGAUUUCUGUUCUCUGUCACUUGUACCUGGUAUAUUUUGUUCCACCUCCCCCGCUGCUAACUCAUGAUGGUGAGCAGAGGAGGGAAUAACUAUCGUUGGCAUAUUCAUGUGGACGCAGUGAUCAAAUGGAGCUGAAAUGCACAGAGGAGGACCAGCCCUGACACUCUGCUCAUCUCACUCCUCUCUCUGGACUGCAUUGCCCCCUGGUGAAUAUGCUCUGACUGUCAAAAGCUUGUAUUUAAAAACUGUGUGGGAUUGCUUCUGCCUGCUGUAUGUCCCACUGCAUUACCCCACCCUACCCUGCUGCACUCUAACCACAGACUGUAUGUUGAGAGAAAUAAAUAUUAUUUUGUGCUUGA